Messenger RNA from Vigna unguiculata (cowpea), 1579 nucleotides. RefSeq names its product RHOMBOID-like protein 14 (gene RBL14). Lineage: Eukaryota; Viridiplantae; Streptophyta; Magnoliopsida; Fabales; Fabaceae. The record is from RefSeq and is a predicted model, not a curated record. Gene Ontology annotation, cellular component: membrane. Gene Ontology annotation, molecular function: serine-type endopeptidase activity.
UUCUAAUCCUGAUGCAUUACGGUGGAAGCGUAGAGAAAGUUGGCUCAGAGUUGAAGGAAACCUCUGGAUUCUUCUCCCAGGGUUGAAUAAAUAAAAUACGUUUCUUGUUCUCAAAGGCCUUGCGAUUUUGUUUUCUCUAUCAAUUAUAGUGCUUAAAUUCAAUUUUCUGCGUGUCUGUGUGGGGAAUUGGAAUUUCGAGUUUGCGAAAAUGGAAGUGAGAAUCGGGCAAAGGGUUUCUCGUGGAAUGCUCCCUCUCCUCGCUCUCCACACCUUCAGCGAGUAUUACCGGUCGGAUCACAAGCCGCCGGUGACCGCCGCCCUCAUCGCCGCCAACACUCUCAUCUAUCUCCGCCCCUCCCUCUUCGAUUCCCUCAUUCCUCCCAUCCAGCAAGUCUGGUUCAACCCUCACCUCAUUCUCAAGCACAAGGACUUGAAACGCUUCCUUCUGUCGCCGUUUUACCACAUCGGCGAACCGCACCUUGUCUACAACAUGCUAUCGCUUCUCUGGAAAGGGUUUCAGCUGGAGACGUCAAUGGGAAGCGUCAAUUUCGCUUCCAUGGUUGCUUCCCUUCUUCUCCUCUCCCAGGGCGUUACCCUAAUCUUAUCUAAAUCCCUGCUUCUCUUAUUCGACUACGACAAACCCUACUACAACGAAUACGCCGUUGGCUUCUCCGGCGUCCUCUUCGCCAUGAAAGUCGUUCUCAAUUCCCAAUCCAGCGAUUAUUCCUACGUCCACGGAGUCAUCGUUCCCUCUCGUUAUGCCGCGUGGGCCGAAUUGAUUCUCGUUCAGCUCCUCGUGCCGGGUGUCUCGUUUAUCGGCCAUCUCGGUGGCAUUCUCGCAGGGCUUCUUUAUGUGAAGUUGAGGAACACUUAUUCCGGCUCUAAUCCCAUAACAUUGCUCGUCAGAGGGGUAACUGAUUUUUUGAAGUGGCCUUUCAAGUUCUUGCCACGCCGGGGAAGGAUCACCGGAAGGGGCACUGUGGGAACUAACAGGGGGUGGAGAUGCCAGACAUGUACGUAUGAUAACGAUUCUGGGUUGCGGAGUGUGUGUGAAAUGUGUGGGACGAGUAGGGGUGUCGAUGGGCUCUCAUCUUUUCAGCGGAGUUCCCGUCCUGAUGGGCUUCCUUUGGAUGAGUUGCGCCGCCGGAGACUCGACAGAUUUUUGAGAAACCCGUUUGUCCAUUGAAGCCAUAAAUGCCUUCAGCAGAUAGGAGCCAUGAACAUCCGACACCAUCACAUCGUACUCUGUCCCUGCCGAAGGAAUAAGCAUUAAAAUGAUAGUCCUUAACCUUUUCCCACCCCACAUCACAGAAAAACAGUGUUGUUCCAAAAACGUUGUCUGAGAAGUCCCACCCAAACUCUUUCCCGUUUUCUAUGUUUUGUUGUCCCAGAUCAUUGUCCUUGGACUGGCAAUGCAGAGUGAUGUUGUUUCCAGCUCCAAGCCUGUUCUUGAUGCUCACAUGUUUCCUACUUUCAACAACACUGCUGCACAAUCCUAUUACCACCACCAGGAUCACAACAUGCUCUUUUCUUAUCUUGGCUAACCCACCCAUAACAGGAUUUUAAGUAACAUUAAACA